Molecule: messenger RNA, 445 nt
Organism: Anastrepha ludens (Mexican fruit fly)
Lineage: Eukaryota; Metazoa; Arthropoda; Insecta; Diptera; Tephritidae
Exons: 3
Coding region: 22-333 (103 amino acids)
Source: RefSeq, a predicted model, not a curated record
GCGCCGAUCUACGCGUCACGAAUGAUGAAACAUUAUUUAUUGUUGUUGUUUUUGGUUGGGUGUCUGUUCGCCAGCAGCAAAGCAACAUCGCAACAAGUCUGUGGCUACACCGCACUCGAUGGUCACAAUGUAUUUUUGAGAUAUUUUCCGGGUAUCAAGGCAGGCGAGGACUUUAUCGAUUAUGGUAACGGCGAGGAUGGUGUGUGCCUGCAAAGAGCGGAGUGUUUGGAUACUUAUGAGACAAAAGUGGAAUCCUGCACUGACUACAAAGUAGACUGCAUUAACCGACAUACCUUCACAUCUUUGUUCCCCACUUGCUGUGUCAAGUGUUAAGCGUCGAAGAAAUAAGGCAGCACUUCAAAGUAAAUUAAAAAAGUUGAGAAAAAUUUGUAGAUUGAAAAUGGAUUUUAAUAAAUAAAAAUGGAUUUCCCAUAAAUGCCUGUGA